AAUGAAGCUGAUCUUAGAAAGCAACUGAAGGACGAAAACUGCUAGAGCCCAGAAGGGAUCCUAGGCUCUGAUCAGCGAAAAAGCCUACAACAACCAAACUGAAUACACACCUAGCAUUACCAGGAUGGAAAAUGAUGAAAGUGUAUUAAGGAGGAAAUUAGAAAUGGUCUGUGGUGUUCCCCUAUUCUGGAGUAUUGUUGAAGAAUGGGCCCAGGUGGAAUCAUUCCAAGCGAGGCCAGAUGACCUUCUCAUUUCCACCUACCCGAAAUCAGGCACAACCUGGAUCAGUGAAAUUGUGGACAUGAUCUAUAACAACGGUGAUGCUGAGAAGUGUAAACGGGAUGCGAUUUACGUUCGGGUCCCUUUUAUGGAGCUGAUCAUCCCAGGAAUUUCAAAUGGUGUUGCACAGCUGGCUAAAAUGCCCUCUCCCCGAUUAGUAAAGACCCAUCUUCCUGUUCAACUCCUUCCUGACUCCUUCUGGGAAAACAACUGCAAGAUCAUCUACGUUGCCCGAAAUGCCAAGGAUGUGGCUGUCUCUUAUUACCAUUUCUACCAAAUGGCAAAGAUGCAUCCAGAGCCUGGCACCUGGGAUGAAUUCCUGGAGAAGUUUGUAACUGGGGAAGUUGCGUUUGGACCUUGGUAUGAUCAUGUGAAAGGCUGGUGGGAGAAGAGAAAGGACAAGCCGAUUCUGUACCUGUUCUAUGAGGACAUGAAAGAGGAUCCUAAACGUGAAAUACAAAAGGUGUUACAGUUUCUGGGAAAGGACUUGAAGGAGGAUGUGGUGAAUAAAAUCCUCCAUCACACCUCAUUCCAGGAGAUGCAGAAGAACCCCACUGCCAAUUAUAAGAUGGUAUCAAAAGCUCAUAUGGAUCACAGUGUGUCUCCCUUUAUGAGAAAAGGUAUUGCGGGCGACUGGAAGAAUCACUUCACCGUGGCCCAGAAUGAGGCAUUUGACUCAGAUUAUAAAGAGAAGAUGAAGGGAUCGACACUGCAGUUCCGAACGGAGAUCUGAUGCAGCAGUAGCUUCCUUCCCCCAUCUGGCUUAAGUGUUUAGUUGGCUUGGACAAGGGAGAAACUGAAAUUAAAUGGGAGCACCAAAGCGAACAGCAACUGUUAACUACUUUAAAUAUGAUUUUUUCCAUAUGUUUCUAUUUUUGUGGGGUCUUCAGUUCCAUAACUGCCAUUUGUAUAAUGCAGAUGGGACUUCAAGCCCCACCCCUCUGGACUGUCACUAGGAUCAGUGAUGGUUUCAGAUGUUGUGUGCGGAGAUUCUCACAUAACCACAUGACUCCAGGGGCUGGGGCUUGAAGAAAACCCACUAAAUAUCAUGUCUUGUGGUAAAAUCACAGGAGAUGGCAAUACUGAGGUUACUCCACCAGAGUGAUUAUGCAGCCACUAUCAUUAGCAAACAACAGCAAGCUAUCGUUGGGAAUCUUGGCCUCAGUUUUUAAGGUCUCAUGUACAAGGCCCUACACUGUAAACUACAUGGUACCGAGUUUGUCUACUAGACCUGAAAAGCUGAGCUGAGCCUGCUGUGACUCAAACCACCAGGUUCCAGAAAGUCUAGCUAUGCCAAAGCUGAUGUGUAGACCGUUAGGUGCUUUGAGAGGAAAAGCACUGGAAGAGCUAGAUAUUAAGUGAUGCCCUCCAAAAGAGUCUUUCAUUCAAAUUGCAUAUGCAUGUCAAAUGUGCCUGCCUGUGAGCACACUCACACACACGGAUUAAAGGCUGUCAAUCUGA
Molecule: messenger RNA, 1740 nt
Organism: Mauremys mutica (yellowpond turtle)
Lineage: Eukaryota; Metazoa; Chordata; Testudines; Geoemydidae
Product: sulfotransferase 1 family member D1-like
Exons: 8
Coding region: 125-1012 (295 amino acids)
Biological process (GO): sulfation
Cellular component (GO): cytoplasm
Molecular function (GO): sulfotransferase activity
Source: RefSeq, a predicted model, not a curated record